ACUUCUUGCCUCCUCCCACCUUGCGCCUCUGGGAAGCAUUGAGUUGUGUGUUCAACUCCCUUUUACAUCAUGUUGAAGGAGUUGGUAAGGGAGCGACUCAUUGCGGCCGCCGACGAAAUCUUCGGACUGUUUGAAGGAACGAUCGCGUCGUACGAGGAGCAACUUCGUCGAGGGAGAGAGGAGACCGAGCGACACCGACGACAACUGGAAGCCGUUUGCAAAACUCAAAUUGUGAUACGCGUCGAAGACGUCCAGCAGCUGAUUGGUCGUCAGAAAGAACUCCCUCUUCAGCUGCAGUGGGGGAGCUCCGAUUUGAAGCAGGAUGAGAUACGGGACCCCCAUGUUAAAGAGGAAAAGGAGGGUCCACAGCCUCCCCACGUUAAAGAGGAAGAAGCGGUGGCUGAUAUUGGCAUGUUGCCACUGACUGGUGUUUCUGCGGAGAAUGAAAACUACGAAGACAAACAACCCGAGUCGUCACAGCUUCAUCAUCACAGCCCAAGUGGAGACCACUGUGGAGGACCGCCACUAGACGACCUUUUAUCGCACAUAGACAACAUAGGAGAACCUUUGAGGAGCGAUGGAGACUGCGAAGGUGACGACAAGCAGUUGAAAUGCUCUAAAAAGGAGACAACUAUCAGCAGCAAGCAGAGGUGUAAUGUUCAGGUUACUUGCUCAGUUUGUGGUAAAAGGUUUGGUAGAAAAAAUAAGGUUAGACACAUGAGAACACACACAGGAGAAAAACCCUUUUGUUGCUCAACUUGCGGUAAAAGAUUCACUUUAAAGUCACACUUGGUAACCCACAUGAGAACGCACACAGGGGAGAAACCCUUUCAUUGCUCAUUAUGUGUUAAAACAUUCUCUCAAAAGGAUUAUCUGGCAGUACACAUGAGAACACACACAGGAGAAAAACUUUUUAGUUGUUCUGUAUGUGGGAAAAGAUUCAUUGCAAAGCGAAGCAUGGUAGCACACAUGAGAGCACACAUCGGCGAAAGUCCCUUUAGUUGCUCAAUUUGUGGUAAAGGGUUUACCCUUAAGUCCGUUAUGGUUAGACACAUGAGAACACACACAGCAGAAAAACCCUUUUGUUGCUCAACUUGUGGCCAAACAUUCACCCGAAGGUCAACCAUGGUAACACACAUGAGAACACACACGAGAAUAAAACUGUAGUUGCUCAGUCUGUGUCAAACGUGUGGACUCGAGUCAUGUGACUUGGACUGGAGUCAUGAAUUUGAUGACUUCAGACAUGACUCGACAAAGUGUCACAAGAGAUGCAACGCGACUUCGACUUGAACAGCAAUGACUCGUGACUUAACUCGGACUCAAGCCCAUUGACUUGAAAAUACUUGGCACUUUUGCCAAUGUAUUGAGAAACAAACAGCCUGCAAAUCUCUCUCAAUAGUUCAACACGCCAAUGUUUAAUUUAUUACGGGAAUUUCAGAAUGAUGUAACCAUUAAGUUGAUGCCCUCAAUGGAUAUCAAGUGAAAAUGUCUCA
Molecule: messenger RNA, 1493 nt
Organism: Phycodurus eques (leafy seadragon)
Lineage: Eukaryota; Metazoa; Chordata; Actinopteri; Syngnathiformes; Syngnathidae
Product: zinc finger protein 572-like
Exons: 2
Coding region: 70-1167 (365 amino acids)
Biological process (GO): regulation of transcription by RNA polymerase II
Molecular function (GO): RNA polymerase II cis-regulatory region sequence-specific DNA binding; DNA-binding transcription factor activity
Source: RefSeq, a predicted model, not a curated record